Molecule: messenger RNA, 1744 nt
Organism: Marmota flaviventris (yellow-bellied marmot)
Lineage: Eukaryota; Metazoa; Chordata; Mammalia; Rodentia; Sciuridae
Gene: Jmjd6
Product: jumonji domain containing 6, arginine demethylase and lysine hydroxylase
Biological process (GO): phagocytosis
Cellular component (GO): nucleus; cytoplasm
Molecular function (GO): histone H4R3 demethylase activity; P-TEFb complex binding
Source: RefSeq, a predicted model, not a curated record
GGCGUACCCGGGAGGCGCCGAGGCCAAUGGCGAACCGCGACGGGCGGCGGGGCGGGGAGGACGGCCGCCGCACGCCCAACCCGCGGCUCGGGAGGUGGCUGAGGAGUGAAUUUUCUGGAAGGCGACUUUAAAGGCGCCGGGCCGGAGCGAAGGGCGUCUCGGUGCCGCCGCCCGGGCCAGGGAGGGGCGCAUUAGCGGCAGGAAGCGAGGUGCGCCGAGGUCGUCGCGGAACCAGCUGGUGACCUCGCAGGAUGAACCACAAGAGCAAGAAGCGCAUCCGCGAGGCCAAGCGCAGUGCGCGGCCGGAGCUCAAGGACUCGCUGGACUGGACGCGACACAACUACUACGAGAGCUUCUCGCUGAGCCCCGCGGCCGUGGCGGAUAACGUGGAAAGGGCGGACGCUUUACAGCUGUCGGUGGAAGAAUUUGUUGAGCGAUACGAAAGACCUUAUAAGCCCGUGGUUCUGCUGAAUGCCCAAGAGGGCUGGUCUGCGCAGGAGAAAUGGACUCUGGAGCGCCUGAAAAGGAAAUACCGGAACCAGAAGUUCAAGUGUGGCGAGGAUAAUGAUGGCUACUCGGUCAAGAUGAAGAUGAAGUACUACAUCGAGUACAUGGAGAGCACCCGGGAUGACAGCCCCCUCUACAUCUUCGACAGCAGCUAUGGUGAACACCCCAAAAGAAGAAAACUUUUGGAAGACUAUAAGGUGCCCAAGUUUUUCACUGAUGACCUUUUCCAGUAUGCAGGAGAGAAGCGCAGGCCGCCGUACAGGUGGUUUGUGAUGGGGCCACCGCGUUCUGGAACUGGGAUUCACAUUGACCCUCUGGGAACCAGUGCCUGGAAUGCCUUGGUUCAGGGCCACAAGCGCUGGUGUCUGUUCCCAACAAGUACUCCCCGAGAACUCAUCAAGGUGACCCGAGAAGAAGGAGGGAACCAGCAAGACGAAGCAAUUACCUGGUUUAAUGUUAUUUAUCCCCGAACACAGCUUUCAACCUGGCCACCUGAAUUCAAACCUCUGGAAAUCUUACAAAAACCAGGAGAGACUGUCUUUGUACCAGGAGGCUGGUGGCAUGUUGUUCUCAAUCUUGACACCACCAUUGCUAUCACCCAGAAUUUUGCCAGCAGCACCAACUUCCCUGUUGUGUGGCACAAGACGGUAAGAGGGAGGCCAAAGUUAUCAAGGAAAUGGUAUAGGAUCUUGCGGCAGGAGCACCCUGAGCUGGCAGUCCUGGCAGAUGCUGUUGACCUCCAGGAGUCCACGGGCAUUGCUUCCGACAGCUCCAGCGACUCUUCCAGCUCCUCCAGCUCCAGCUCCUCUGACUCAGACUCAGAGUGUGAGUCUGGGUCUGAAGGUGAGGGGACAAUGCACCGCAGGAAGAAGAGGAGGACGUGCAGCAUGGUGGGAAACGGGGACACCACCUCACAGGACGACUGCGUGAGCAAGGAGCGCAGCUCUUCCAGGUGACAAGCACGGCUGUUGUGUGCAGGGACAUGCUCACGGCGAGGGCAGGGCCCAGGGAGGGCAGCCUGUUGGGAUCCUACAGACCAGGAGGGGGCUGACGCAUGCCAGAGGAGGAGGACACUCUUGGAACGGGACCGCUCACUCAGCGUUGGCUGCAGUAGCUUUUUCUCUGCUACCUAUGCAAAUUGAGGAGGCUUGUUUUAUCAUAAAAAAGGCAAGAGUGUGAGUGGUGCCAAGAAGACCCUUUACACUAUUUAAUAAAGAUGAGUCCAUUUUACACCUGA